Messenger RNA from Lycium ferocissimum, 942 nucleotides. RefSeq names its product chaperone protein dnaJ 8, chloroplastic-like. Bases 266 to 715 code for a protein of 149 amino acids. The transcript is spliced from 3 exons. NCBI's taxonomy places the organism in Eukaryota, Viridiplantae, Streptophyta, Magnoliopsida, Solanales, Solanaceae. The record is from RefSeq and is a predicted model, not a curated record.
CAAAACAUAUUCAUACAUCCACAUUCUUAAUUCAAUUCUCCUCUCCUACUGUUGACCUUUGCAUGAACAAUUAUUCGGCCUAAUAUUAUAUUAGCAAAACAGUCUCAUUCACAUUUGGUUUGCCUUAUUUGAUCCGUCUCAUUCAAUAUUCAAUUAUUAAUUCAUAAUCUAUUUAAAGAUAGUACGUGUUCUUGGUCCUUACAAUCACAUAAAAAUUUCAAUCUUUUCUAAAACUUACCUGAUUAUUUGUCAAAAAUAUUAUUCAAUGGCAACUGCUAUGGGAUAUGUUGGGGCUGCUUCUUGGAUUAGUUUGACAAAGAAGAAGAUGAAGGGUGAUAAAAUUAGAUUUAAUGUUUCUUGUAUAUAUUCGCCUUCUGUGAGUAAUCCUUACAAGACGUUGAGGAUUCAACCUGAUGCUUCUGAAACUGAUGUCAGAAAGGCUUUUAGACAGCUUGCUCUUCAGUAUCACCCUGAUGUGUGCAGAGGAAGUAAUUGCGGCAUUCAAUUCCACCAAAUUAAUGAAGCAUACGACACUGUGAUGAGUAACUUGAGAGGUGAAACCAAGAGUGCAGAGAUAUUUGAGGAAUUCGCUGAUGAUGAUUAUGAUUCCAUGAGAGGAGUUAAUGAUCCAGAUUGGGAUAUGUGGGAAGAGUGGAUGGGAUGGGAAGGGGCUGGCAUUAGGGACUAUUCUUCACACAUCAACCCUUACAUUUAAUCUUUAAUCUGGAUUACUAUAGUGUUUUUGUGAAAUACCAAAAAGAAAACCCAUCCAUCUCUUCAAUUUAAAGAUGGUUUGAGGUUUCUGUACAAACUCAAGUGGGAAGAUGGAGGAGUUGUAUAUUUUGUACAUAGAUGGAAGCCUAUCCUCCUUUGUAUUUACCGAUUAUAUAAUGAUAAUAAUGCACGGAUUAUAUAUCAAUGAGAAUUUACAUUACUGGAAAA